AUGGUCGCCUUCAAGAAGUUAUUUCUGGCUCUAACGUCGUUCACCGCCGCCGUCAGAGCGACACCUCUGCCGUCCGACAGCCCUCCGGAUUACGAUAACAGCCUUGCCGGUCGAGAUGCACCAACUGGAUCCACCAGUCAGUUGGAAGCUCGUGUUGAACCUUCCAUGGCAAUCCAUUGGUCCAGCGAUGGUCGUAUCGUGGUGCUCACCGGCGCCGCUCUUACCGUGCAGCUCUUGCAGAGCUUCAACCGAGUUGGCAACCAGGCCGAGCUGCCCAGAGCCUUGACCCGGGACCUCACGGGAUGGCUGCGGCACUACAAUGGUGUCAUCUCGAACGCCGCUGUCCAGGCUCUCGGCAUCAGGAAGCGCCAGAUCUACUGGGCACGGGGCCAGCGGGCCACCGACUUUGGCUUCACGUUCCAGCUCCCAAACCAAGUUCUAGGCCAACUCGCCGGCGUCAUUAGGAUUCUCCAAGAGUGGAUGAGUUCCAAGGGCCAGGCUUUCACCACUCAGGAGCAUUCGCCCGGUUUCGCGGACGAUGCAAUGAACAACAAAUAUAAGCGUGACGAGCUCGAGACGCGGGACAAUUGCCCUACCAGCCUUACAGUCUGGAAUCUUGCCAUCACCGCACCUAGCGAUCCUCAGUGGAAGAGCUUUAAGGGUGGUGACGACUGCGAGUAG
Molecule: messenger RNA, 681 nt
Organism: Neoarthrinium moseri
Lineage: Eukaryota; Fungi; Ascomycota; Sordariomycetes; Amphisphaeriales; Apiosporaceae
Exons: 1
Coding region: 1-681 (226 amino acids)
Source: RefSeq, a predicted model, not a curated record